This is a messenger RNA of Filobasidium floriforme, 2148 nucleotides long. RefSeq lists its product as uncharacterized. The coding region runs from base 1 to 2148 and encodes 715 amino acids. Gene Ontology annotation, cellular component: mitochondrial inner membrane. The record is from RefSeq and is a predicted model, not a curated record. Gene Ontology annotation, biological process: mitochondrial protein processing; protein quality control for misfolded or incompletely synthesized proteins. Gene Ontology annotation, molecular function: metalloendopeptidase activity. The transcript is spliced from 4 exons. Lineage: Eukaryota; Fungi; Basidiomycota; Tremellomycetes; Filobasidiales; Filobasidiaceae.
AUGCCAGCGAGGACGUUCAUGACGAUGACAACGGGGCCGAUCAGGAUGGAAAGGGUUCAAACAGCAUAUGGAACCACACAGGGGACCAUACGGACGUCAAGUUCAUUACCGACGGGGAUGAAGGGGGUCAGAGGGUUCAAGACGAGUUCGAGGAGAGAAUUGGCGGGUGCUUCCAUGGCGUUCGGGGCGAUGGCUUUGUUAAAGUCUUCAGCAGCUAUCACUUGCAUAGCCGGUGUAUCCCGUUUGCUCCUCACCCUCCUCCCUUUCGCCGCCAUGAAGACCGUCCGGAUGAAGUUCAAUCGAAAAUGGCACGCAGCGCACUUCGCCCGCUUGCAAACACCUCCCCAUAUCGCCGAAUUCUACGAGAGGGAGUUGUCCCACGAAUCGCCCGUGGAGCCGGAUUGUCGGAGUUGGAGAGAGAUGGAAUCGCCAGAGAUCAAGAGGAUCAGGGAUGAUUGUCCAUUUUCAUUCAAGGAGGUCUUGAAGCGGAUGGUAAAGAGCAAGACGACGUUAAAGGCGGGGAGGUGGCCACCUUGGGGUAGAGAACAGAUGGUGCCGGCAAGCGAACAGGAGCUGGACACGAAAGAGUUCAAGACGAGCGCUUCGAGGACGGAGAUCUGGAACGAGGUCAUUGCGUGGACGAUCAACCUCUCUAGGGAACGGACCGGGUUGAGCAAGACGUCCGAGACGAUCGACGUGGGCCAUAAACCGUGGAAGAAAUGGACCGUGUUUUACCUCCCUCAACCUUCUCCCGGAGCCAUGAAGCAGAUCCAAGAGCUCUCGUUGGGCGACAGGGAAAAGCUGUACGAGCUCAGGAGAUGGUUCGCCAAGGAGAAAAUGUUUGUCAGUCAUCUUCGACGGGGGAAAUGGAUCAUCUGGACCUUGAUCUGGCUGCCGGUCAUCAUGUUCGGCGUGGUCGCCGCGUUCAGCCUCGAACGGGUGCCCUUUACGGGAAGGUUCAGGUUGAUCAUGUUAUCCCCGGAAGAAGAGGAAGGGUUGACCGACAAGCUCAGGGGCCCGGGAUGGUACAAGACGGUGUUGAGCAUGUUUACAACGGCGGAGAGCCCGGCCCCUCCGGUCGUACCCAUGGCAGAUUGGAGGUGGAAUUGGGUCAACGGCGUGAUGAGGCGGUUGGAAAGAGGGAUCGAAGAGCAUUGUCGGGCGGAAAAGGAAGGGAGGGACAUCUUCUCGUCACAAGCGUUUACUGGAAUGGGUCCGAAGUCGGUUGGGGGGCUCUUGCCACCCCCGCCUCCGGACCACCCAUUACAUCCGCGAUCGAGAGGAUCGGCCGUGCUGCACGGUGCUCUCGAGGGGAAAGAAGCCGAUCAUCACAUCGCCGUCGGGCCACCUUAUGCACUCCUGUUGCUUGACAACGAGGAGAGGAACGCCAUGAGUUAUGGUUUCGGGGAAGGAGGAAGCGGAGGCGUGGUGGUCUACACCGGGAUCCUGGACGAGAUCUUGAGCUCGAAUCAGCAGGAAAAAGAGGUCAAGCCGGUAGACGAUAAGACGAGCAUGGUAUCGACGUCCAAGCCCGCGAGUGGCAUCUGGGAAUUCCUUUUCGGAAGAUCGUCUUCCGGGUCACACCUUUCCGACCCGUCGAGAAACUACGGGACCACACCCUACCCACCCGAACCCACGGAAGAACAGACCUUGCAGCUCGCCCUCGUACUGGCGCACGAGCUGUCCCAUCUGGUCCUCAGCCAUCAUCUGGAAAGUCUAAGUUGGAGCGAGAUUGUGAUACCGGGAGCGACUGGGUUGGGAAGCGAUCUGAUCAGGACCAUCCUUUACCCCAUCACCAUUUUCUUGGGACCGUUCGUUAACGAUGCGAUCAACGAUAUCACCAAGAAAAAGGCCGAGGAGACGACGGCGUAUUCGGACAUUCACUUCUCGGUCAAGCAGGAGCGGGAGGCCGACGUAGUCAGCUUGAGAAUCCUGGCCUAUGCCGGUUUCGACCCCAAAAACGCCGUCCAAUACUGGUCCGACGUGCCUCAACCGGCUUGCACGAAUACGAAAUCGGCCAUCGAACACUUGCCGUUUCAGUUCCUCCGGGGGACCGUACACGACGAAAAGAAGCAGAGGUUACAGAGGUUGUUGGAUGAGCUAGAAAGGUGGAGACGGUACGCGGACGCCAAGCGGGAGGAAAAGUAG